Messenger RNA from Brenthis ino (lesser marbled fritillary), 1026 nucleotides. NCBI's taxonomy places the organism in Eukaryota, Metazoa, Arthropoda, Insecta, Lepidoptera, Nymphalidae. The record is from the annotation of a GenBank genome assembly.
AUGCACAAAUGUUGUACCUCUCAUCAAACGCAGAGACCUCAAAGGAGGAUACAUGGACUACAGCUGCCUUUAAACUACCUCCAAGUUCUAGGAUGGAUGGUGUUUGUUAUAACAACAUUACUCAACUUUGUUUUAUUAAUUCAAAUACAAUUUGACGACUUAAAAUUGGCAUCAAUUGGAAUAUUUAGUUUAUUAUACAUAUUUCACGUCGUAUCACAUCUAGCUGCUCUGUUGUUGGAUCCAAGUGAAAGUGAUUUGAGAAAACAAGAAGUUAACACUGUCCCCGAGUUCGACCGCACAAUCCACGCCCACGUUAUCGAAAAUGGAAGAUGUCACCUAUGUAAUAUAAACACUACUGAUAAGAAAACUAAGCAUUGUGGCAUAUGCAAUAAAUGCGUUUAUCAUUUCGAUCAUCACUGUAAAUGGCUAAAUAAUUGUAUCGGACGACGAAAUUAUAUAGCCUUCAUAAUAUGCGUUGUUUCUGCCUUGUUGAUAUCACUAUUUACCUCGAUACUAUGUUUAACAGAUAUUGUUCUGUUUUUUAAAGAUUCGAAUGAAUUUAGUUCUGCAGCACUUAAUUUUAUUAAUUGUACUCAAACAGCUGAUAAUGAAGUUUCAAAAUAUUGUAGGAACUCAAUAUUAUUUUUAACUUUUCUAGUCACAUUUUGUAUAAGUGGAUUAGCUAUUGCAUGUGCAUUAUUGCAUUUGUUAUGUUUUCAUAUCUAUAUAUCAGUUUUAGACAUUUCUACUUAUGAAUAUAUAAUGAAGAAUUCGAACAGGAAUGAUAAUUCUAUGAGAUUUCGCUGUUGCAGGACCAAAACUAAAAGGCUCUACUUAAUCAAUCAAAAUAAAGUAAGAUCUAGUGAAGAGGGAAACGGUAGACAAAAUAUAUCUCGAGAACAAGAAAAUCAACCAACCAUGAAAAAUUUAAUAAAUACUUUAAUUAAUGAUGAAAUAAACAAAGCUAAGAAGAUUUUUUUAUAUGAAAAUAAUAAAAUACACCCUGAUGAACAAAAACAUUCUAGC